Messenger RNA from Myxocyprinus asiaticus (Chinese sucker), 3287 nucleotides. RefSeq names its product discoidin, CUB and LCCL domain-containing protein 1-like. Bases 118 to 2094 code for a protein of 658 amino acids. The transcript is spliced from 15 exons. The record is from RefSeq and is a predicted model, not a curated record. Lineage: Eukaryota; Metazoa; Chordata; Actinopteri; Cypriniformes; Catostomidae.
GUCUUUUUUGGAUGAGAAGCGCGAGACUGUAGACUGAUUACGACAUUGAAGUAACUUUAACUCAUGGCUUAAAAUCUGAACGCUAGAGUCAGCGAAAGGGAUAUCCAGGAGGGAACCAUGCAUGCUAAACCUGGAGUUAUUUGGGAUACUUUAGAAUUCUCCUCUAGGAUUUGGCUUCUUCUCAGCUUUGAAACGGUGGUGUUUGUAUGCGGUCAAAACGGCGAUGGGUGUGGACACACAGUCUUUAGCCCUACCAGUGGCACACUGGCCUCGCGGAACUUCCCAGGAACCUACCCCAACCACACCCAGUGUGAAUGGACUCUAAGGGUACCAAAGGGCCAGACUCUGCUCUUGACCUUUGGGGACUUCGACUUGGAGUGGAGCCAAGACUGCACAGCUGGCUCUCUUACCUUCACAGACAGCAAUGGAUCCACCAGAGUAGGUCCUUUGUGUGGGCAGUUAGCUGCAAAGAACAAGAAUGUGUCUGUUAGUACUAAUGAAGUUACUGUGCGUUUUGUCUCCGGCACCCACCGUUCUGGGCGGGGCUUUGUGAUGUCCUAUUCAACCAAUCAGCACUCAGAGCUCAUUUCAUGCCUGUAUCGAGGAACACAUUUCUCCUCUCAGCAGAUCAGUGCGUUCUGUCCUGCUGGCUGCAAAGGUGUUGCAGGAGAAAUCUGGGGCUGGCAUGGACAAGGAUACCGUGAUACGUCUGUAUUGUGCAAAGCUGCAAUCCAUGCUGGGAUUAUUUCAGACAGUCUGGGUGGCAUGAUCACCGUGUCCCUGCAAAGGGGCAUUACUCUAUAUGAGUCAAACUUUGCUAAUGGAAUACUGUCGAAAACUGGUUCCUUAUCAGAUAAACGGCUUGUCUUCCACAGAGAGUGUGAUAGUGAGCUAAGAGUGGUGGCCUAUAACACUUCUUCAGUGUGGGAUGAGGUGAACAGAUUCGGUCAGCAGGUCUCGUGGUCUCCAAGAUAUGGAAACUCUCACUGGGCUGCCAGCUCUGAAGAUCAGCACCCAUGGCUGGAGCUUGAGCUGUGGAACAGGAGUACUGUCACAGGCAUCAUAACAAAGGGUACACCAAACUACUACAUUGAAUCUUACACCCUCAUGUUCAGCAAAGACCGCAAAAACUGGAAAGUUUUCAAAGCUCCAUCUAGCAAAGAAAGAAAGGUUUUUGAGGCCUAUGAUGAUGGUCAUUGGACAGUGCUCAACAGUUUGAUUCUUCCAGUAGUAGCACGCUACCUUCUUCUCAAACCCCAGCAGUGGCAUAUCAGAGCCUCUGCACAAGUACAAGUGCUGGGUUGCCCUUCUGCCCCUUUCAGACCCCGUUCUCGUGGAGAUGGAUUCAGCUCUGGCAAGACAGCUGUCACAGAAAUAGUACCUUUAGACACACUGCCUACUAAAGAUCCUGUGAUCACAAGAAACUUAGGCCCAAGCCAGGCAGUGAUAUUAGUGGCAGGCAUGGUUUUGGGUGCCGCUCUGUGUGUGGGUUGCCUUUUGGCUGGACUCAUUUGGUGGAGAAGAAAAAGAAGUCCAGAAAUAAAGAAAUGUUGCGUUGACCAAGGCAGUCAUGGUCUCCAUGGGAAGAAGCUUCCGUGCACAAACCUUGAGCUUAUAUCAUACCCUCUGGUUAGGAACAUCCAUGACGCUCUCCCCAACCCUCCUCACAAUGACUAUGCUGAGCCUGAUGUAGUAGCAGGUGGGCAGAUGGUGGGUCUCACAUUCAGACCUCUGAUGGAGGAGGGCUACACCUUCCCCUUUGCUCUCAACCACUAUGACACCCCUGGACAACAACUUCCUGAAUACACAGAUCCGCUGCCCCCUGAACCAGAAUAUGCUACUCCCUUUGGUGAAAUAAACUCUCUCAUAUCACAAUCAAAGGACAGCCGAAAGAACAUCAAUCUACUUAUAUGUCAAUCCACACAGGGUAAAAGAGCAGUGUUGGGACAACUGUAUGACUGCCCUGCCCACAGAAUGAUCUCUAACGGGUAUUGUACUCCAGUCUCAGAUGGUACUAGCCAUAAGGCUAGUGUGAUCUACGCUGAGCCCCAGACAGUGGAACCACUAAUGCAUACCAACCAUGAGGCACUUUGAGCCACUGUAGCAUCUACUGAAGACACUUGUGCCAAGCCUUUGUUUGGCUGCUUCAAAGAACAUUUCUGCCAUUCUAAAGACAACAAACAGAACACGAAUGGGCAAAUCAUAUUAAUAAGAAUAAUAUGCAGGGUUCCCAACAGGGAAUUUUCAAAUUGUGUUUGCCCGGCCACGAAACGUAUGGAAAAUUAGUCCUAACAACUAAUGGAAAAGUAAUCUCUAUAGUGUAUAUUGAUUUUUCUUGUCAUGCCUGGCUCUAAAAUAUUUCAACGACUUGAAAUUGCUCUCUGUGAGUGCAAUAUCUAUAAAAUUAUUAAAAAAUACAUAUCCAGUAACCUCAAAUGACUGGAAAGGUCAUGGAAAUUCAUUGGUCAAAAGAUGCAGGAAACCUGAAUGCUUUUAGCACUGUACACUUUAACUGCAGCCAAACAUGAAAGUAUGGAGAAUUGUAUUAAUACAUUUAACAAUUAAUACAUAAUGUAGCAUACCAAACUGUUGUUGCUACACAUACUUUAGAUUUGAGUAUAAGGAAUUUUACUGUGGCCAUUAAUGGAUUAUUAUUAUUUGGGAGAAACUAUUUAUAUUGAAAGUUGUUCAGUUGACCACUGAACCUGUGCAUUUUUAUUUAAUGUAAAUGUUUGUGUGUUUUAUAACUGUAACUAAUCAUAUUAUACUCCAUGAGGAUUUGAGGUCUGAUCAUGAGGUCUGAGUUGAAACCACUUUAGUAUUCAGAAAUAUUUUUACAUUUUUCAUGCUUAUUAAAAAAAAACUUGAAAAAGAAUUGUUUCAUAGCCAAUUUUAAAAGGUUGAUUUAAUCCAGUCACCCUGCUGUUAUUUAUAUAAAAAAACAAUUUAAAGGUGCACUUAGUAAUUCCUAUUAAUUGUUUGUUUACUGACACCUGUUUUUGGUUACCAAUGUCAUUGUAGAAAUACUCUUUUUGCAGGCAUUUUUGUCACCUAUAAUUAAAUUAUUUCACAACCAAAAGUGUCCGAUAAUAGCAGGUAAGAUAAAGUGUGAAGUAUUCAUGUGAUCAUAUGAUAGUAAGUCGUCAUUUGUUAUCAACAUUGCAACCACAGAGUUGAUCACCCUUAUGUAGAAUAAAAAAGCAUUUUAUAGGGCACUGAUAUGAGUCUUGAUCUAAUGUGUACAUCAUUUUAAACAUUUUAUACUAUAUACUGUAAAUAUAUAUAGU